UCUGAAUUGUGUGAAUAUUAUAUUUUGAUCAUUGAAUUGGAUGCUAAUUGUCUUUUGAAAUAUGAACAAAAUUUAACUUAUUUUAAUAUGGUGGUUAUUCACUGUAGCUCACUUUGAUGCCCAAGUAAAUGAGGUCAUUACAGACUCUGUGUCCAAGUAAUUCUUAAUACUUAUAAAUAGUCUUGAAAAAAUUGUUCCUUUAUUUCGAUCGAUACACAUUUUCUUGUUAUUUUAGUUUAGUACUUGGCUUUAAUUUUAUAAUAACAUUGUUAAUAUUAUUAUGUUGGGUCCUGAGUGUUGUGAAAAUCCACCAAAUUACCUGAGCGGAGGAGGAGGAGGAGGAGCUGGUCAUGUCCAACAGCUUGGAGGUUUCAACUGUUAUCUUUCUGGUCCUGUUGAUUCCACCCAAGCUGUAAUCCUUGUUUCUGAUGUUUUUGGAUAUGAAGCUCCAAAGUUGAGAAAGCUUGCAGACAAAGUUGCAGAAGCUGGCUUCUAUGUAGUAGUCCCUGAUUUCCUUCGUGGUGAUCCCCGUAUACCUAAUGAUGAGAAGCCUUUAGAAGUAUGGAUAAUAGAUCAUGGACCGGAUCAAGGAUUCGAAGAUGCAAAACCAGUUAUUGAAGCUUUAAAGAGCAAAGGUGUAACAAAAAUCGGAGCAGCAGGCUUCUGUUGGGGAGCUAAGGUAGUCGUGGAACUAGCAAAAUAUGCUUAUAUCCAAGCUGCAGUGCUAUUGCAUCCUUCAUUUGUUGAUGUAGAUGAUAUGCACGCGGUUAAGGUUCCAAUCUCAAUAUUGGGAGCGGAGAUUGACAGAAGAUCUCCACCUGAGCUUGUCAAGCAAUUUGAGAUGGCCUUAAAUGCGAAGCCUGAGGUUGAUGCAUUUGUGAAGAUUUUUCCUGGGGUUACACAUGGCUGGGCCGUGAGGUACAAUGAUGAAGAUGAAUUGGCUGUAAAAUCUGCUGAAGAGUCUCAUCAAGACAUGUUGGGAUGGUUUGAGAAACAUCUCAAGUAAAAUUUGCUUUCAUUGUAAUGACAUGUUUUCU
Molecule: messenger RNA, 1037 nt
Organism: Solanum verrucosum
Lineage: Eukaryota; Viridiplantae; Streptophyta; Magnoliopsida; Solanales; Solanaceae
Product: endo-1,3;1,4-beta-D-glucanase-like
Exons: 7
Coding region: 281-1006 (241 amino acids)
Molecular function (GO): hydrolase activity
Source: RefSeq, a predicted model, not a curated record